Parastagonospora nodorum SN15 is the source of this 2220-nucleotide messenger RNA. RefSeq lists its product as hypothetical. The record is from RefSeq and is a predicted model, not a curated record. Lineage: Eukaryota; Fungi; Ascomycota; Dothideomycetes; Pleosporales; Phaeosphaeriaceae. Gene Ontology annotation, cellular component: replication fork protection complex; nucleus. Gene Ontology annotation, molecular function: single-stranded DNA binding; DNA replication origin binding. Gene Ontology annotation, biological process: DNA replication initiation; DNA replication. Bases 1 to 2220 code for a protein of 739 amino acids. The transcript has 4 exons.
AUGAUCGUGAGGGAGAGUCCCAAGAAGCGAGCUCAGACGAAUCAGCCCAACUGGCCCCCGCAGUCAUCCCGCGAAGCGCUCCUAAGCUCACCAUCCGGACGGCGCAAGUACGAACAGCAGCGCCAGCGCAGUUCUGUGUCACCAUCCCCCUCAAAGCGUCGUCCAAUGUCGCGCGGCGGACCCCAGGAUGAAGACGAAGAGGAGGACGAGGAGACGCUGCAGUUGAAGCUCCAGGCAAUCGAGGCCAAGCUGAAACUAAAGGCACUCCAGAGAGCGCGCAAGGCAGCUGAGGGCGACGACACAGAGAGCAAUGCCAGCUCAUCGCGACCACCGACUGUGGCUUCCAUGCGCCGCACAGAGAUUCCGCGACCGCCUGCGGAUGUCCAGGUCCCCCACUCGCCCGUACGACAACGACGACCAGCCGAGGAGCCUAGGAGCCCUGCGCGCGUGCUUUUGGGUAUAGACAAGGGCCUGCGGGCGCAAGAUGUUAGUCUCAAGAGGCCUGGAGCUAGUGUUGCUGGAGGGUCUUCGCGUUCGAACUCGUCAAGAUCAGAAAUCCCUAAGAUCAAGUCGUUCAGUGAGCGCAUGGCCGAGAGCAGGAACAAGGAGAAGGAGCGCGAGGAGAUGGAGACCAGAAUUGAGCAGAGAAGGAGUCGAGAGCACGCCAUCACGGUCAGGCUCUUCGCUGAGUUCGGAUACCAGAAGCUCGCAGGACAUGGCACCACCAAGCGCCAGGGCUUUGAGCAAGGAUCAGACGCGAUCGAUGAGCAAUUUGAGAAACCCACCAACACCACGCCCCGGCUCAACUCUUUCCUCACGAGCGGAGAACUCUCGACCGCCAUCAUCUGCUUCCAAGGCCUCCACAGCGAAGCCUCAAGCUUUGAGUCGUUUUCUGGGCUACACUUGAAGUCUCGCGAGAUGCAGCACAACGUUGUCACGCGCACAUUAGAAGGCAAGACGGUACUCACCAUACCCCAGCUGCUCAAGACUGUCAAAGCGCCAGAGUAUGAUCCACCAGAGGACGAGAACGACUAUGUGGUCCUCGGAGUGAUCUGCUCAAAGUCGUCACCACUCAACACCAAGAAUGCCGUACGAGAUCAGUCGAAAGGUCAACAAGAGAGAAAUCAACAGGGCAAAUUUAUGGUCAUUAAGUUGACAGACCUGAAGUGGGAGCUCGACCUGUACCUGUUCGAUACUGGCUUCUCGCAAUUCUGGAAACUGCCCCUCGGUACGCUGAUUGCAGUUCUGAAUCCAGACAUAAUGCCUCCUCGAAACCGCGACACUGGUAAGUUCUCGCUAAAGCUGACGAGCUCGGACGACACGAUUCUUGAGCUUGGAACUGCUCGAGACCUGGACUUCUGUAAUGCUCAGCGAAAAGAUGGCAAAGAAUGUGGCACCUGGAUCGACAGCCGCAAGACAGAGUAUUGCGAGUUUCACGUCCAGCUCCAAGUCGAGAAGAGCAAGCGUGGACGCAUGGAGAUCAACGGCAUGGUAGGCAUGGGCAAAGGCUCAGGAGGCGGGAGCAAGUUCGGCAUGUUUGGUGGAGGUGGUAGAGGCAAAGGCGACGAGCUCAGACGAGAAGGGAAAUAUCACGACCGAGAGAUGCACGAAACUGUAUACAUCGCGCCCCGACCUGGCGGUGCAGCAAGUCUCAUCGACCGCGAUGAGCAAAGCUGGGAGCGCGGUGCCAGCCGAGAGGAAAAGUUCCGCAAGCAGUUGGCAGAGAAAGAGAAAGAACGAGAGCUUGCGAAAAAGCUGGGAAAGAUGGGAGAGGGCAGUACAGGAGGCGACUACUUAAAGCUGAAGGCUGCUGAUACCCCGAAUCUUCCUGCAAGCGGCAGUAUGUUCCCUGGUGCUGGUAGCUCAGCCAGGCAAGGUCCAGAGAGGACCACCGAUAACGACUUCCGCAGUCUUCUGAAUCGCAAAGCCGAAGAUGUCACUCUCGCUUCUACUAAGCGCAAGCGGAUAGCAUCCGGCAAGUCGGCUGCUUCGAGCGAGCCCAUGGGAUGGGGAUUCAAGAAAGGCAUGCUACCAUCGCCUACAAAGGACACUACGUCUGCCAUGCGUGGUACUCGUGAAGUCAGUCCUGCGAAAAAGAAGGCUCGACUUCUGUUGCCAGACAAAGGCAUCCGUGAGCCCGGAAGGGAGAGUCUCGGUGGGCUUGACGUUGGCCUUAUUGCGGCCAUGGAUGAGGACGACGAUGACCUCGAGGUUGUUUGA